AUGGGCAUAAAAAUUAUCUUUUGCAUUCUUUUCAUGAUCUCAUUGAGUCACUCCGUUUUAUCGAAGGCUGAUGAUAAGAAACCAUCCGGUCUCACUCUUAAACUCAUUCACAGAGACUCCAUCGAAUCAAACAACCUUACCAGCAUUGAAAAAUUCCGAAAAAUCAUUCAUCGCUCAAACCUGCGAGCGAAUCAUUUGAUGAGUUAUUCAACAGAUUCUGCAUCUGAACCCACAUAUCACCAACCUUCAUUAUAUUUGGAAUCAGCGAAUUACGUAGUGGAACUUAAUAUUGGUACACCUGCACUGUCGGACCGCGAUCAAUACUUGAUUUUAGAUACCGCUGCCGAACUUACUUGGCUCCAGUGCGAUGGUUGCAUCGACUGCUUCAAACAGAAGCUGCGUCUCUAUAAUCCUCGUGACUCUUCUACACACAAAUUUCUUCCUUGUAACCACCCACUAUGUAAACCUUAUGAAUGUAAUCAAAAUCAUUGCAAAUUCAAAGAAUGGGAUAGUCCAGAUGUGCAUGUUGAAGGAUUUAUGUCGACAGAUUGUUUUGUUUUCGAAGGUGUACCUGUGGGAGGUAAAUAUACGGUCCUAGACGACGUUGUGUUUGGUUGUGCAUAUGGAACCGUCGGAUUUGGCAUCGAAGAUGAUCCCCGUAACAAUAUCAGUGGUGUAUUCGGUUUAGGCCCGGGUCCUCGUUCGUUUAGUUCUCAGUUUUCUCCUCAGCAACGUUUUGCCUAUUGUUUAGCAGAUUGGCAUUUUGGACCCCCUGACUAUCCAGGUAAAUUGAUGUUCGGGGAUGACGCGCUACUCCCUAUCAGUGGCCAUGUUCAAGUAACUCCGAUUGUGGAGACAGAUGCCAGAAGCUAUUUCUUGAAGUUGGCCGAUAUUCAAAUAUAUAAAAAAUGUUUAGGUUUUGAACAGGGUAAAUUCGACCGUGCAAUUAAUGGGCUUGGUGGCUUUAUUAUAGAUUCUGGAACGUCGAUUAGUUACUUCGCCAAUGAUGUCUAUGAUCGUGUUAGACAAGAAUUUGUUGAUUAUAUGAAAACUCUUGGCUUGCCAGAGAUGGACGCAUCAUCACACCACUUGGAUUUGUGUUGGCAUAUGCCAAAUGGUAUACCAGCAAACCUCCCAUCCAUGGUAUUAUAUUUACAAGAUAACGAGUAUCCUGAAGAACCAGCUGAUUGCGAAAAUCAAGUAGGAGCUCAGCUUAUAAUCGAUCCAAUGGGUCUUUUUCAUAUCGAAGAGAAGGAAGAUCCUCAUUUAUGUCUUGGGAUUAUGCGUAGUAAUGGUACAGAUCCUACAUUAAACAUUUUGGGAGCUAAGCAACAAAUUGAUAACAAGUUCUCUUUCGAUAGGAAGAAUAAGACACUCUCGUGGAUGACAUGGGAUUGUGCAUCACCACUCAAUUAA
This is a messenger RNA of Papaver somniferum (opium poppy), 1416 nucleotides long. Its product is annotated as aspartic proteinase nepenthesin-1-like. The record is from RefSeq and is a predicted model, not a curated record. NCBI's taxonomy places the organism in Eukaryota, Viridiplantae, Streptophyta, Magnoliopsida, Ranunculales, Papaveraceae. Bases 1 to 1416 code for a protein of 471 amino acids. The transcript has a single exon. Gene Ontology annotation, cellular component: extracellular region.